This is a messenger RNA of Salmo salar (Atlantic salmon), 653 nucleotides long. RefSeq names its product histone H3. Gene Ontology annotation, molecular function: structural constituent of chromatin; DNA binding; protein heterodimerization activity. The record is from RefSeq and is a predicted model, not a curated record. Lineage: Eukaryota; Metazoa; Chordata; Actinopteri; Salmoniformes; Salmonidae. Gene Ontology annotation, cellular component: nucleosome.
AUCAGGGUGGUGUGGAGAUGGUGUCCAAUCAGCAGACGCCGCUGCCGGCUUUAUAAACUUCACAUAGGCAUUUGGAGGCUAUACUCCGACUGUGAAAGAAGGAAGCUAGCUAGCGCCAUGGCCAGAACCAAGCAAACCGCUCGCAAAUCCACCGGUGGCAAAGCACCCAGGAAGCAGCUCGCCACCAAGGCUGCGCGCAAGAGCGCCCCGGCCACCGGCGGCGUGAAGAAGCCUCACCGUUACAGGCCCGGCACCGUGGCUCUGAGAGAGAUCCGUCGUUACCAGAAGUCCACUGAGCUGCUGAUCCGCAAACUGCCCUUCCAGCGCCUGGUGAGAGAAAUUGCCCAGGACUUCAAGACCGACCUGCGCUUCCAGAGUUCCGCCGUGAUGGCCCUGCAGGAGGCUAGCGAGGCUUACCUGGUCGGCCUGUUCGAGGACACCAACCUGUGCGCCAUCCACGCCAAGAGGGUGACCAUCAUGCCCAAGGACAUCCAGCUGGCCCGUCGUAUUCGCGGAGAGCGCGCUUAAACGAUGACCUGAUGUCCAAAAUCCCCCAAAGGCUCUUUUAAGAGCCACCUCCAUAUUUCCGUCAAAGGCACAAUUGUUCCAUAUGUACACGCCCCUCUCCAGACCGUAUCAUAAAUAAGAGUUGG